AUGCCUGUCCGUAAAUCCAAAGCAAAACAGAAAGCUUCGCAAUCGGAAAUGGCAAUUACUGCAAUUGCAUCAGUAGUAUCUCCAGUUCCGGAGAGUCUCUCUGGCAACCAGCAAGCUUCGUCAUAUACUACAGUGGACCUGCCAUCGGGAGAAGUCCCCUCCAAAGACCAGCCCACUCUGGAGGGUCUGCCGGAAGAUCGGCAACCAGCGGGAGGCCCUGCAACGGACUUACCAGCGGUAGAAAGCCCCUCCGAAGACUCACCAACUAUAACAGGCCCAUCUGGAGACCCGAAACUAGCGGAGGAUCUCACAGCUAUCCCACCUGCAAAGGAGCUCUCAACAACUCCGCCACAGUUAGAAAGCCUCCCCAAAGGCCAACCAAUAACGCAAAUCCAACCUGGAGAUCAUCAAACUGCAGAAGGCCCAAUAACAAGCUAA
Molecule: messenger RNA, 438 nt
Organism: Hyaloscypha bicolor E
Lineage: Eukaryota; Fungi; Ascomycota; Leotiomycetes; Helotiales; Hyaloscyphaceae
Exons: 1
Coding region: 1-438 (145 amino acids)
Source: RefSeq, a predicted model, not a curated record